CCUCGCACGCGCGCGAAGGCCACCCGCGAAGAAGGAGUCGAGAUCGUUUGAACUCCGCUCAAGAUGCAGGGCAUGCAAAGCCCCAUCAUGGUGAUGAACACCAACACCAAGCGCGAGACCGGUCGCACGGCGCAGCUGAAUAAUAUCGCCGCCGCGAAGGCUGUCGCGGACGUCAUCCGCACGACGCUCGGGCCCAGGUCCAUGCUCAAGAUGAUCCUCGACGCGUCCGGCGGCAUCGUGCUGACGAACGACGGCAACGCGAUCCUCCGCGAGAUCGACGUGACGCACCCCGCGGCGAAGUCCAUGAUCGAGCUCAGCAGGACCCAGGACGAGGAAGUCGGCGACGGCACGACGUCGGUCAUCAUUCUCGCCGGCGAGAUCCUCCACCUCUCGCAGCCGUUUCUCGAGAAGGACAUUCACCCCACGGUCAUCGUCCGCGCGUACAUGAAGGCGCUCGACGCCGCGGUGAAGAUCAUCGACGACCUGUCGUUCCCGAUCGACGUCAACGACCGCGAUCAGCUCAUGAACAUCGUCACGUCGUGCAUCGGCACCAAGUACACGUCGAGGUUCGGCCCGCUCAUGGCUAACCUCGCGUUGGACGCGGUGAUGUGCGUGGCGGUGGACAACGGCGACGGCACCAAGGAGGUGGACAUCAAGAAGUACGCGAAGAUCGAGAAGAUCGCGGGCGGGUCCAUCGACGACUGCCGCGUCCUGAAGGGCGUGAUGAUGAACAAGGACGUCGUGGCGCCCGGGCGGAUGUCGCGGAGGAUCGAGAACCCGCGCGUGAUGCUGCUGGACUGCCCGCUCGAGUACAAAAAGGGCGAGAACCAGACCAACGUCGAGAUCACGAAAGAGGAGGACUGGGCGGUGCUCCUCAAGAUGGAGGAGGAGUGGAUCCAGGGCGUCUGCGCGCAGAUCGCGUCGUUCAAGCCGGACAUCGUCGUCACCGAGAAGGGUCUGUCCGACUUGUGCACGCACUACCUGUGCAAAGCCGGCAUCACCGCGCUGCGCCGAGUGCGGAAGACGGAUAACAACAGGAUCUCCCGCGCGACGGGCGCGACGAUCGUGCACCGCGUCGAGGAGUACCGCGAGGAAGACAUCGGCACGAAAGCGGGGCUGUUCAAGGUUGAGAAGCUCGGCGAGGAGUUCUUCGCGUUUUUCGUCGACUGCGAGGACCCGAAGGCGUGCUCGAUCAUCCUGAGAGGCGCGUCCAGGGACACCCUGAACGAGGUCGAGAGGAACCUUCACGACGCCAUGGGCGUCGCGAGGAACGUCGUGCACGACCCGCGUCUCUUACCCGGCGGCGGCGCCGUCGAGAUGGCGGUCUCCAGGGCGAUCACCGAGGAAGCGUUGAAGAUUCAAGGCGUCGAGCAGUGGCCGUUUAAAGCGGUCGGCACCGCGCUCGAGGUCAUCCCGAGGACGCUCGCGCAAAACUGCGGCGCGAACGUCAUUCGCACGCUCACGAAGCUCCGCGCGAAGCACGCGGAGGCGACGGAGGAGAGCACCGGCGGCCACGCGUGCACGUUUGGCAUCGACGGCAACAAAGGGACCAUCGUGGACAUGAAAGAGCUUGGGAUUUGGGAGCCGUACGCGGUCAAGGUGCAGAGCAUCAAAACCGCGGUGGAGUCCGCGGCGAUGUUGCUCAGGAUCGACGACAUCGUGUCCGGGUUGUCGCAAAAGAACCAGCACGGCGCGGGGACCGGCACGGGGGUCGCGCCGACCGCGGAUGACAACGACGAGGAUCCCCCGGAGAAGCUCGGGGAGUGAGCGGCGCGGACGCGGCCAACGACGCUCGAAACGAUUGAUGAUUGCGCUGGAUUGAUUUGAUUGAGAGGCGAAGGGAGGGAGAAAAAACAGACGGACGAAGGCCCCGACACGUUUAAAUGAAAAAACUUCGUAGUUGAACAC
Messenger RNA from Micromonas pusilla CCMP1545, 1908 nucleotides. RefSeq lists its product as uncharacterized. Lineage: Eukaryota; Viridiplantae; Chlorophyta; Mamiellophyceae; Mamiellales; Mamiellaceae. Gene Ontology annotation, cellular component: chaperonin-containing T-complex. The record is from RefSeq and is a predicted model, not a curated record. Gene Ontology annotation, biological process: protein folding. The transcript has 5 exons. Bases 64 to 1767 code for a protein of 567 amino acids. Gene Ontology annotation, molecular function: ATP-dependent protein folding chaperone; ATP binding; ATP hydrolysis activity.